AUGAGUGGCCGUUUGCUGGACUUGUUUAAGCCCUUCGAGGCCUUUUUGCCAGAAGUGAUCGCACCUGAGAGAAAAGUGCCUUACAACCAGAAACUAAUCUGGACUGGUGUGUCGCUACUGAUCUUUUUGGUGCUUGGCCAAAUUCCGCUCUAUGGUAUUGUCUCUAGUGAGACUUCAGACCCACUGUACUGGCUACGUGCCAUGUUGGCAUCUAACAGAGGUACUCUAAUGGAAUUGGGAGUAACACCUAUCAUCACCUCGUCGAUGAUCUUCCAAUUUUUGCAAGGCACUCAGCUGUUGCAUGUUGACAUGGAAAACAAACAGGACAGAGAAUUGUUUCAAAUUGCGCAGAAAGUCUGUGCUAUUUUGCUCACGUUUGGUCAAGCCGUCGUGGUGGUGCUCUCGGGCAACUACGGUAGACCCUCAGAUUUGGGUAUUGCCAUCUCGUUGCUUUUGAUCUUUCAAUUGAUGUUCGCGUCCUUCAUAGUGCUGUUGCUCGACGAACUUUUGGCCAAGGGCUACGGUUUGGGAUCUGGAAUUUCGUUGUUUACUGCAACCAACAUCGCAGAACAAAUUUUCUGGAAAGCAUUUGCGCCAACCACGGUCAACUCCGGCCGCGGAAACGAAUUCGAAGGUGCUGUGAUUGCAUUUUUCCACUUGCUUGCCGUGAGAAGAGACAAGAAGCGCGCACUUGUAGAAGCUUUCUACAGGGAGAAUUUGCCCAAUAUGUUCCAAGUGUUGUCCACGGUGGCCGUGUUCUUGUUCGUGCUGUACCUACAGGGCUUCCGCUAUGAAUUGCCCGUCAGAUCUACCAGAACUAGAGGUCAGGUUGGAGCUUACCCUAUCAAGCUAUUUUACACUUCCAACACACCUAUCAUGUUGCAAAGUGCUUUGACUUCGAACGUGUUUUUGAUUUCUCAAAUCAUGUACCAGAAAUUUCCCUCCAACCCUGUAGUUCGCCUCAUGGGCGUUUGGGGCGCCAGACAAGGCUCUCCAAUGGGCCAGCAAGUGGCUUUGAGUGGGUUGUCUUACUACAUCCAGCCACCCUUUUCUGUUACCGAUGCUGUCUUGGAUCCAAUUAAGACUGUCAUUUACGUCGCAUUUGUGCUAGGCGCCUGUGCAAUGUUCUCAAAGACGUGGACCGAAAUUUCCGGUACCUCGCCAAAAGAUGUGGCCAAACAAUUCAAGGACCAGGGUCUUGUCAUCAACGGCAAAAGAGAAACGUCUGUUUACAGAGAGCUCAAGAAAAUCAUUCCCACUGCUGCCGCGUUCGGGGGUGCCACUAUCGGUGCGCUCUCUGUCGGUUCUGAUCUACUUGGAACCUUGGGAUCUGGUACCUCGAUCCUGAUGGCCACAACAACCAUUUAUGGCUACUACGAGACCGCUGCUAAGGAAGGUGGGUUCACUAAAAACCUGGUUGCAGGUUUUUCUGAGUUGAUGUAA
This is a messenger RNA of Lachancea sp. 'fantastica', 1443 nucleotides long. Lineage: Eukaryota; Fungi; Ascomycota; Saccharomycetes; Saccharomycetales; Saccharomycetaceae. The record is from the annotation of a GenBank genome assembly.